AAAAAAAAAAAGUUGGCUGGAUAUCGUCACGUAAUCCUCACGCUCAUCCACCCUCCUCCUCAUCCUCUUCCUCCUCCCACACUUUAGAUCCUCGCCUCUCAGACUCGCCACCUGCCCCUGACAAGGUUCAAAUAACGGAUAUAAAAAACCCCGCAAAACCUCCAUCAUGUCGUCGGUGCUACAGAAACUCAUUAGCCCCGUACCAGGUAGCAGUACAGAGCCCCCCAGGAACAAAGUGACGGUGGUCGGAGUGGGCCAAGUGGGCAUGGCCUGCGCCAUCAGCAUCCUACUGCGGGAUUUGUGUGAUGAGCUAGCUCUGGUGGAUGUGAUGGAGGAUCGCCUGAAGGGAGAGGUGAUGGACCUGCAGCACGGUAGCCUUUUUCUCAAGACCUCCAAGAUUGUUGCGGACAAAGACUAUGCAGUUACUGCCAACUCUCGCUUGGUAGUGGUGACUGCCGGAGUCCGCCAACAAGAGGGCGAGAGCCGACUCAACCUAGUACAGAGGAACGUAAACGUCUUCAAGUCCAUCAUCCCUCAGAUAAUGAAGCACAGCCCACAGUGCACACUCAUCGUUGUCUCCAACCCUGUGGACAUACUCACCUACGUGACCUGGAAGCUGAGCGGCCUGCCCAAACACCGCGUCAUCGGCAGCGGCACCAACCUGGACUCGGCCCGCUUUCGCUUCAUGAUGGCCGAACGCCUUGGCAUCCAUGCUAGUUCCUUCAACGGCUGGGUGCUGGGUGAGCAUGGAGACACCAGCGUGCCUGUGUGGAGUGGUGCAAAUGUCGCUGGCGUCAACUUGCAGAAGUUGAAUCCCGAGAUCGGCACGGAUGGCGAUAAAGAACAGUGGAAGGCCACACAUAAGGCUGUGGUGGACAGUGCCUAUGAGGUGAUCAAGCUGAAGGGUUACACCAACUGGGCCAUCGGCUUGAGCGUGGCUGACCUGACCGAGAGCAUCGUCAAGAACAUGAGCCGCAUCCACCCAGUUUCCACCAUGGUCAAGGGCAUGUAUGGCAUCGGAGAAGAGGUCUUCCUGUCCCUGCCCUGCGUUCUGAACGGCAGUGGCGUGGGCAGCGUGGUCAACAUGACCCUGACGGAGGGCGAAGUGGCUCAGCUGAAGAAGAGCGCUGACACUCUCUGGGGCAUCCAGAGGGACCUCAAGGAUGUUUGAACACUGCAGCACAUUCGUUAGCUAGACUACCACGAUCCCGAGAAGUCUGUCAUCAUGCACAAUGUCAUUUUACUACAUUCCUCUUGGUCAGACCUUACCAUUCUUUUAAAGCACAAUGUCAGUGUUUUUGGAGGGUGUCAUUUCAGCUGAAAUGUAGGCUGGGGCUUUCCUUUCAAAACAUGAGUACAUUUUCUCCUGAACUGUGAGUAAACUGCAGUGUUUUACCAAGGCGUUGUAGAUUGAUGUGCAGUAAUCGUUAUACUGUGUACGUGACUCACAACCAAACUGGAUCACAAUUCUGUUCCUCUUGCCAACAGUCAAAGAAACAGACCUUGAUGUCUAGUUCAGAGCCCAAAACUCCACGAGCAGUUUUCAUCGUCUUUCAAUAUUAUUAAGCGGAAAUGCUAGAGCACAUUUAGGUGAGUACAAAAGACGUGGAAAGAGUGUGUCAUGGAGCCUUAAGCACAUUUUCUUUUAAACAAUCAAUUGUUAGUAUGUUAUUCUGUGAUACAAUCACUUAAUAAAUGAAUUUAACCCAUGGACAA
Messenger RNA from Phyllopteryx taeniolatus (common seadragon), 1716 nucleotides. RefSeq names its product lactate dehydrogenase Ba (gene ldhba). NCBI's taxonomy places the organism in Eukaryota, Metazoa, Chordata, Actinopteri, Syngnathiformes, Syngnathidae. The transcript has 8 exons. The coding region runs from base 167 to 1171 and encodes 334 amino acids. Gene Ontology annotation, cellular component: cytoplasm. The record is from RefSeq and is a predicted model, not a curated record. Gene Ontology annotation, biological process: carboxylic acid metabolic process. Gene Ontology annotation, molecular function: L-lactate dehydrogenase (NAD+) activity.